This is a messenger RNA of Dothidotthia symphoricarpi CBS 119687, 1755 nucleotides long. RefSeq lists its product as uncharacterized. The record is from RefSeq and is a predicted model, not a curated record. NCBI's taxonomy places the organism in Eukaryota, Fungi, Ascomycota, Dothideomycetes, Pleosporales, Dothidotthiaceae. The transcript has 5 exons. The coding region runs from base 1 to 1755 and encodes 584 amino acids.
AUGAACACGUUGAUUUUAGACUCCAGCAGAAACGUCGACGUCCCAGAACUCGAGUCCCACCCAGCUGCGUCGAUAACGUCGCUCAAUGAAGCUAGCGUGACCCUCAAGUACAGUUCACCCACGAGAAUCUCCCACGCUACCACAGCCGCUAUCACGGCUACCCACGGUGAUCGAGUGCAAGCUCGGAUUGUCUUCUUUUUAAAUGAACUUGGGUCCCAACGUGCGACCAACGGGGACGAAUCAACGUUUCUUCAAGAAUGUCUGGACAACUUGCAGCUUGUUCAAGAGGCCGACAACCAGCGGAAAAUGCUGCUGGAGGUGAUCAAGAGCGCGAAUGCCCAGCUCAGACGUGAGAAAGAGGCUGUUCGCUCCUUGAGAAUGGCGCAGUGGCAAGACAACGUAGCAUAUGCCGAUCUCCAAACCAAGCUCGAUGACAGAACGCAUGAGCUCCAGGCAGCUACCGACACGGUUGCCGAGCGCGAGAGUGAGAUUGUCCAGCUCAAUGGAGCAUACGACGAGUUGAAGACUGAGUUUGACAGCGUCAAACGGGAGCUGAAUGUCUCCCGGCUGGAACUCCUAGGCACUAAGAGGGCAAACGAUGCAAACGUUGCAGCAGCUGUAGCUACACUGCAGCAGCAACUCGACCAAGCAACCCUAGCAUCCGAGACGAAGACGGGUGGGCUUGAGGUCAGCCUUGCACGAACAGCAGAGAAGGCGCGUAGUCUCCAACAAGAGCUUGAUCAAGUGGUUCAAGACCGAGAUGCCCUUCAAGCCGUCAACGCAGACCUGUCCGAGUCCUUGCAAUCGACUGCAAGCCAGUACCAAGACUGCGUGCAAGAACGCGACGAAGCCAUUCGUGUUGCCGCAGAGGUCGGUGACGCGUUGAAUGAAGCCCUGGAGCAGGAGAAGCAGCGUGGUUUGACGCGUUCAAAGCUGCUGAACCGUUAUCAAUGCCAGCGCAAUGCGCUCCGGGGUCUGGUCGCUCGUUACCAUCGCCAGAGCAUGCAUGGCCGGGAUCUUCUCCGGUUCACAGCGAACCAACAGCAGGAGCAGACUGGGUUGCUGCGCGACCAGCUCUCGACUCUCCGCCGCAAGCUUGCAGUCUCGAAGGCUGAGACGGUCCGAAUGAGUGGCCGUCUGCAGCGCGAGACUGCAGAGCGUAUCCACCAGGCACAACAGCUUUCAGAGGCGAAGGUCGAGUACGAUACCAGUCUCCAACAGGCAGAAGUGCAGCGCAUUGCCACCCUUCGCCAGCACAACACGACCCUUCUUCGAGCACAAACGCAGCACAGCGUCAACCUCCAACAGGUACGAAGCACUGCUUCGCAGGAACGAGCACAGAUCGAGGCUCAACAUCUAGACGAGCGUCGCCAAGUUGAGGCAAACUGUGCUGCAAUGCUCCAGCAAAAGACAGCAGAGAACGAGAACGUGCUUCUCCAAGCACAAGGCCAAUCCGAACAACACGCCCAGCAGCUUAGCCAGGCGGAAGCAAAGGUUUUGGAAGUAGAGAAGACAUACAAUACGGCGAAGAAGAGUAUCCACAACCGCGAAAAGCGCGUCUGGCACGUAGGGAGAUACCGCCGUGUCGUUGUCCUGAGCGCAUACCAGGGCACUCAAGGCGAUGCCGUCAGUGCGGAGGAGAUGCAGCUAGCUGUCAGGGAGCUAGACUGGGACUUAGAGGCCCCCAAUUGGACAUCUUUCAAUGGUGCUUUUAAGGACGCAAACACAAUCUUCCACUCUAUCCGCGAAGUGUAG